UCAUUCUGUUACUUUAAUUUUCCCGCUAUUGAUGGAAAGGGGAAUUUCAGUGUCGGGCGAGCCCUAAAUUCAACACGGCAAAUCCCUAAAUUCGUUCCCACCAAUUUCUCUUUAAUUUGAAAAUUUCACAACAAGCUCUCACCAGUUGCUGCGAAUCUGAAUCCUCAGAGAAAUGGGAGAAGCUUCUGGAAUUUCGAAGCUGAUUUCGUACAGCGACGAUCUGGUGAAGGUGUUGAAGGACGAGAGGGACAUCAACAACUUGGCGCAGUGUCUCCAGCACCGCGAGGCCCUCCGCUCCUCCUGCGAUUCCGAUUUCAAUGAACUCCAGAACUCGCUUCGAGACUACCAAAUAAAGACAGAUGAAUGCAAGCAGAAAACUGAGGCAGCAAAAUCGGAGGUUGUUGCUGAUGAAGAGCUAGACCGUCUUCAAAGAGAGUUUGAUGUGGAUGCUGAAAUAGAAAGUUCGCUUAUGGAGGAGCUUAGAGUUAUAGGCAACGAGAUUAGUGAUUUAGAACGCCAAAGGAUUGAUGUUCAGGAGAAAAAGCGAAACUUGAAGAGGCGUGAGCAAGAUGAGUUCAGGGAACAGAGGAAGCUUUCCAUGUAUGCUUCUGUCACAAACAUUAUACCAAACCUGGAAGAUCAAUCGCGUGAUAUGGGCUAUAUAUUGGAUAGCAAUAAGAAAAUUGUUCAGAAGUUUGAAUUCGACCCAACAAAGACGACUGCCUUCCAAACAUGUGAUAGCGUUUGGAAGAUGAUAGCUUCGUGAUAGAUCUUGAGCAUUUCCCUUCGGACGGCUCAUAUUAUGGGAUGGUGUUGGUGCCCUAUGGAAGCAUUUUGCUUGUGUACUUUGCGUUUUUACAGUCUAUUUGUUGUAGCAGAAGUUUGAAGGGCGUAUUUGAACGCCAUAUAUUCGAAAUUGAGUUUCAUUCA
Molecule: messenger RNA, 930 nt
Organism: Pyrus x bretschneideri (Chinese white pear)
Lineage: Eukaryota; Viridiplantae; Streptophyta; Magnoliopsida; Rosales; Rosaceae
Product: kinetochore protein SPC24 homolog
Exons: 5
Coding region: 173-766 (197 amino acids)
Biological process (GO): regulation of chromosome segregation
Source: RefSeq, a predicted model, not a curated record